AUGGGUCUUCCCACCGAUUUUCUGGCUGCGGGUCCUUCCACCGAUUCCACCUCACCUCUUUCUAAGCGUCGUCGCUUUACUCCCAUGACUCUUCCUCCUAUCAUUCCCAUCACGGACAAUACGGACAUCGAACGUCAUACAUUCGACUCACCAUUAUUGCUUCAGCUCUGUGAGCAAGCUCCAGAUCAAGCUGAGAUCGAAGCUGGCCUCCUCCAAGUUGGUAUGCGGAUCCGGAAGUCUGUUGCUGAAGGGUACAAGACACAGAAGAAAUUCACCCCUCGGCCCUUUUUCAAUGUCAACAGGCUGUCUCCUGAGACUCAAGCUGCACUCGUCAACAGCAAUGCCGAGACCGCGAAUGAGCUUCUUCCUUACUCUGCCAGCCAAACUCAGCCCUUGAGCACUGCAACCUAUUGUGGUGUGAGUUUAGCAUUCAUGUCUCACUAUAGCGAGGACAUGUCUAGCUCCGAUAUUUCUGCACAGAGCCUGUGGUCAUACUCUACCAGCCAUAAGCGAGGAUAUGAAGUCGACUCAGACAGUGAUGAAAGUCAGGACUGGCAGCCUCAAACACCCACCUUGGUUGGUGAUGCCGCCGUGGAGAUGCCUGUGGACUAUUUCAACAUUGGAACUGACACUAUGAGUGAUGCCAGCUCUAUGACUCAACUUGGCGAUCGUGCUCGAUCGGGCUUCCAUGGUCGUCGUAUUAUGAUGCCGAAAAGCCGAAAUCGACCAGUUCAAUCGAUUGAACACCCAACACCCGCUUUUAAUCCGUUUUCUAAUUUCGCUGUUCAACAAGCAGAGCCUCAAUUUGGACAACACUUCGGCCAUAAGAGGAUGGCUAGCUGUGGAAUGGAAGCCAUGGACUUUGGAGAGGCCCCAUUUUUGUCACGACGUGAAGAUGUCGAAAUGGACUGCUCUUGA
Messenger RNA from Exophiala aquamarina CBS 119918, 918 nucleotides. RefSeq lists its product as uncharacterized. Gene Ontology annotation, cellular component: cytoplasm; nucleus. The record is from RefSeq and is a predicted model, not a curated record. Bases 1 to 918 code for a protein of 305 amino acids. Lineage: Eukaryota; Fungi; Ascomycota; Eurotiomycetes; Chaetothyriales; Herpotrichiellaceae. Gene Ontology annotation, molecular function: ribonucleoside-diphosphate reductase inhibitor activity. The transcript has a single exon.